Molecule: messenger RNA, 375 nt
Organism: Kwoniella botswanensis
Lineage: Eukaryota; Fungi; Basidiomycota; Tremellomycetes; Tremellales; Cryptococcaceae
Exons: 2
Coding region: 1-375 (124 amino acids)
Biological process (GO): regulation of DNA-templated transcription
Molecular function (GO): DNA-binding transcription factor activity, RNA polymerase II-specific; zinc ion binding
Source: RefSeq, a predicted model, not a curated record
AUGAAAGCAUGCGAUAAUUGCUAUACUAGCAAGGCGAAUCGUAGAUGUGAACCUUCCUCUGAAGAUCCCAGCAAAUGUCAACGAUGUUAUGAGCUGGGCCCAGGAACUGAAUGUACAAACAACAUGGCUCGAAAACGGCGUGGACCGUACGCCCCUCAGGAAGAAUACGAUCAACAGCUACAAGUACAUUCACUGCCAGGUUCUACGCGAGAUAGCCAUUUUAGCAUGAGCCCACAUCAACAACUUGAUAAAAUUCUAGAACAUACCAAUCACAGCUCAGGUCCUCUGGAUCCCGAUCAAGCAGGUACAGGCUUUCAAGCUGCUUGGGAUAACAGUGAUGAAUUUACGAGAAGACCAGGAGCUCCUUGGCAUUAA